UCUAAGACUAAGAGCCCAGCUGCAAACUUGCUCCACGCCGGACCGCCGGGUUGAACAAAAAAAACAUGGAGCCCGCUGGAUCGCCCCGAAAACUUCUCCCCUCCAUAUUCUUACUUUUCUGCUCUCUGUACACGGCAAACUCCUUCACUUUUACGAAAACAGAGUCUUCCUUCGCGAGUUUUUACCCGGAUUGGUUGCCCACUUCGAAGCAGGGUGUGUCCUUUCGGUUCAAGACGCUUGAGUCUGAUGCUCUGUUGUACCUUCACCACUACGCCAACAAGACCGACGAUGAACCGUCUUACCGCUUUUGGAUUGAGCUGAAAAAUGGAGAGCUACUUGCUAGUCAUCUUCUUGAUGAUCACAUUGAAAAAUUCUCUCUUAAAGACAAACUAAACGAUGACGAGUGGCAUACAGUCAACUACACUAAGAUGCCAAUGGAGGGAGACUUGUCCAUCAGUGUGGACUCGACAACGGUUGGUCUCAGUUUGUACCAAGAUGAUGCUAUCAUCCAAUGGCAAGAAAACCUUGAUUCGUUGUCUGCAGUUGUCAUUGGAGGAUUGAAUCCCAGCUCAUCUGCCAUGCUACCCAAAGACUUCAAACACUUGACCGGAUGUGUGGAGGACAUCUAUUUUUGGAUUGACGGCAUGGAGUCGUGGAAAGUAAUGAACUACAGUAUGCAGGCGGGAACUGUGCCAGGCUGUGUGGAUCUGUGUGCAUCGGAAAUGCCUUGUUUGAACGGACGGUGUGUCAACUCAUAUGCCAGUACAUACUGUGACUGUUUCGGGUCCGGCCACCAUGGACCAGCGUGUGAAAUACCAGGGAACGCUGUAGUGACGUUUCAAGGUUUCAACUACAUACAGUAUGACAUGUUUCCAACUGAUGCCAAAAAGCCCAUGGAGAAGAAUCAUAUCAACUUGAGUUUUAAGGUCGGUAGAGAGCAAGUUGUUGGCACGUUGUUUUAUGCUGCUGGCACGACGCCUGUUCAGACCUAUUUGGCCAUUUUCUUGAAGAACGGCAGCCUAGUGGUGAAUGUCAAAUUAGGCAAAUCUCUGAAUACCUUUCGGUUUGACGACCAAGCUGCUGUGAAUGACGACAGGUGGCAUCAUGUGAGCUUCAUCCACAAUGGUAAGAAGAUAGAGGUACAACUAGAUGGGCGGAGCUACCAGCAAGAAGUACCAGACGGGGAUGGGGUGUUCCACUUUGAUGGUCAAGCGCUCAUAGGCGGAGGACGGAACCUGAACAGCUACCCAGGCCUAGAUGAACCAGCUAAUCUCGUUGGAUGCUUACGAGAGAUCUACGUUGACCGAUUCAACAUCCUGGAAGCACUAUCUAUGAAUGUCUCAGGCUUGGCAUUCUACGGUGGGCGUCCUAUCAGGUCGUGCCGAUCCAUCGGUUAUCCACCCAUAACGUUCCCUUCACCCCAGUCCACCGUUAUCCUGGACGGAUGGAAGAACGGCAGCCUGAAUAUCAUGUUUGACAUCAAGACAACACAAGGUGAUGGGCUUGUCAUGCUGAUGUUACUAGAUGUGGACAAGAAACUGGAAGGAAGAUUAAGGAUGGAACUGGUUGAUACAGCCUUACAUUUACAUAUGGACGUUGGCACAGCCCCCGGACAGAGUCUAACUCGUAGUACACUCAGAUCUAGCCCUGAUAUCAAUGAUACAAGAUGGCAUAGUGUGGCGCUUCAUCUUAGAGAUGGGGUCUGUACAUUUACUGUGGAUGGCAAGAAGACCGAGUUAACCUACCCCUAUCAGUUAUCAGCCAGUUCCUCACUGUACCUGGGAGGGGGGUGGAGAGGCCAAGGAGAAGGUUUAAAAGGCUGUAUGCGUCAUAUAGUUUUGCAAGAACAGGAGGUCAUAGCAACGCAGUUGAUUGGUACUGCCGCAGCCAAUGGCAUCGUACUAGACAACUGUCCUGUCUCCAACCCGUGUGCUGCCGGGGAGUUUGUUUGUCAACACGGAGGGACGUGCAGUCAGAUCAGCGGAGGCACCAAGUGUCAUUGCGAAGGCACUGGUUACGUUGGAGCAAUGUGCAGUUACUCAAUGCACAAAGAAAGUUGUGCCCACCAGUACCAUUCUGGGGAUCAGGACUCUGGGGUCAAAAUGCUGGACUUGGAUGGACAGGGGCCAACCAGUGCAACUUACGUCAACUGCAGUUAUGGAUCUGGCAGUGCAGAAACGACAGUGGAACACAACUUUGCUGCCAAAACUGUCGUGCGUGACAUACAACUGCCAAGUCUGGAUUUUAACAUCACUUACCGUGGCAUGAUAAACGAACAGCUGAAGCAACUCGUCCUGAAUUCCCAAAUUUGCAGACAAUACUUCAGCUACUGGUGUUUUGAAGCGCCGUUGUAUAUCAGGCGAGGGUGGACUGUUUUACACAGUGCAGGGGGGAGAAAGCUUCGUCAUUACAACCUACCGUUUGUUACUCACUGUGAUCUCAACGCCAAAGAAUGGGACGUUGACCGUGGCUACAUCACCAAUAUGGAAUCCUUACCUAUUGUGAGUAUGCAGUUCUUCAAGGUGCAAGAUGUCGCUGGUGCUGAGAAAACGACUAAAGGCACAUUAUCUUUAGGCCCCCUACAUUGUUCCAGCAAUCUUGGAGAAAUCAGAGGCCAAACCGUCACCAUCACACGCUCUCAAGACUACAUCACGUUAGAUACCUGGACGAGUGAUUCGUUGUACUUCAAGUUCCGCACAUCUGAAGAGAACGUUGUUCUGUUUCAUCAAAUGGGUAGUGGGAGUGAUGCACAUUCACUGACUGUUGUGUUAAAGAAUGCUUUCAGCAUAUGGCUUAUACUUGAGGUGGACGGCGAAUUCUACGACAGUCACGUGAAAUCGACCCGACAUAUAAAUGAUGGUCAAUGGCACACACUGACAGUAGAACGCAGCCUGAUUGAUCUACGAAUGACAGUAGAUUUUGACCAGGGAUUUCUGGAUCUUCCAAGAGGAGUUACUCCGACAUUGACCGGACCUUUUCUCCUCGGUGGAAUGGAGAAUUUACGUAAAGGGACUCGAGGCAUGACAGGAUGCAUUGCAGACUUCGCUUACAAUAGUGGCACUGUCUUCCUAUAUGACUACUUUGAACACGAUGAAAAUCUACAAAUUAAGGCGGGCUGUACCACGACCUGUGAUUCCAAUCCUUGUCAGAAUGACGGCAGUUGUAUUGACCAGUGGGACUCCUAUACCUGCAAAUGUGCCCAUCCAGCACACACAGGCCGUAACUGCCAAACAGACAACACCAAAGAUGUGGUCUCCUUCACCAACAAAGAUGUCUUCUUGGAAUUUGAGCCCAACAACACAGAUAUUUUAACCUCGGAUUUCCAACUUGGCUUCCGUACUCUUCAGUCUCAGGCGCUGAUUUUGUAUGCAAGGGACACGAGGAAUAACUUUAUUCAGAUGGAGCUGGUAGACGACUCAGCUUUUGUGUUCACAUUCAACUCUGGCAGGGAUGUACAUGAAGUGGUUGUCAACACAAGUGAAAGUGUAUGCCCUGCACCUUCAGCAGAAAAGCAACUUUUGUGUCUUGAAAUCUGCCAAGAUGAUUCAGAUUGCAGCUUGGGCCGAAAAUGUUGCCCGACUGGUUGUGGCACUGAAUGUACUGUACCAAAUGAAGGUAUUAUUUUAAAUGAUGGGCAGUGGGUGGAGGUUUCUAUACAACGGAAGGCUGACAUGACGAUUGUGGACGUCAACCAGCACAAGGCGGAGAUAUCAGUACCAGUGAACUUACUGACUGAAUUCCAUGCCCAACCAUUCCAGGAUAGAGAAAUUGUACAGCCAAGUCAGGAUGCAGUGGGCAUGAAAUCGAGCAAGUUGAUGGUUCAUGCUAUGAUCGGCGGUGCACCUGACUCUGUGAUGUCAUCACCAGGGCUAAUGGGAUGUAUCAGAGGGCUGAUUGUUAACGGUCAACCAUGGAAACUUCAAGACAUUGUUCGCAUCAUGAAAAGGUUGUUUUCCUCGAAAGCUCCUUCAUUGCAGUGCGAGAACCACUGUUCUGCAGAACCAUGCAAAAAUGGCGGUGUGUGCAUAGAGAGCUGGACGAGCUUCAAAUGCAACUGCAGUGGAACCACAUACACAGGCAAAACAUGUGAAGCUGGACACGGAGCUCAGUUUCAGGAGGAAUCCCUACUUUCAGUUCCUCUGGCAAAGCUUGCACCGUCAUCCAACUCAGAGGAAGAUAUCCUAGAGUUUGGAUUCAGCACUGAUCAGCCCUCGGGAGUCUUACUUUAUGUCAGGAAUGGUAAUAGCAGUCAGGGGGAGGAGAGGAUCAUGAUUGCCCUGGAUGGAGGCAACCUGGAGGCACACGUUGAUCUUGGGGCAGGAUUAACUGUUUUACGUGUACAAGGUCCAUUUAAUGAUACUUAUCGUCAUUCUGUUGUCUUCAAACGAUUUGGAAGUAGAGUUCUGUUGGAUGUGGACAAUGCUGGAUCUGACUACGAGACCUUGGAUUCUGCUGAAGAGACAGAGUUCAAUGAUAGAGAACUGAUGGUGAUUGGUGGAGUAGAGCUGAAUAUGACUGACUAUGGACUGGAGGGGAUGCAGGGAUAUAAUGGCUGUCUCACAGGUUUGUUGUACAACGGCCUGCAGCCGUUUGCGACGCUGUUCACUAGUAAUCCAGACACGGAUGAUAGCCGCACUGUACAUCGUCAACAGUGUGCAAUGUUUGAGUCCAAGGAAGACAACACUACCAUGACCACCGCACUACCACCCAAAGAACUCACAGUGAUACCCACGAUGGGCCCUUGGGAUCCUGAACCAGUUGAAGGUGUCAAAGUGGAGCUACCUCCAGACCUUAUGCCUAAAUCUGAGAUCAACUGGGUGCUCAUUGCCGCAGUGUCUGGUGCUGGUGUUGCCGUGCUGUUGGUGUUCUUCAUAUGCUGCUGUUGUAUCCUGAAAGCCAGACGGAAGGACGGCGAUGAAACAUACCAUGAGGAGAAAGAACGCCUCGUCAGACCACAUGAUGAGGUCCAUAUUGUGCAUCCGAUACGUGAAGUUCCCGCAGAAGCCCAGUGUCUUGCCUCCCCUCCUGUCGAACCAACCGAAAGCCCUCCACCGAUCCAUUCUUCAGUUCCAGAGGAAAUCUCACAGGUUGAUUCCUGGAAGGGUCUUAUGGUACCAGCUCUAGGCGACAAGGUUGCUUCUGCCGAUAGUUUGAGUGACGAUGCUGCGUUUCGGCAGCUAGCAGCUGAAGCUGGAUCUCCAGAUAAAGGAGUUGUGAAUACCGAAGAAAGCCUCGAUACGGCUACGUAUCUUGACGACGAUAUAACACCAAACGCCGGUGUAUAUUCCAAAAGCGUACCACCUGAGAAGGACGCCCAGCCAGUGCCAAUGAUUCCUCAUAUGACCGAGUCAGAGGAGAAUGUCGCCGAAGCCCAGCAAGCGAGUAUCCCGUUAGAGCAGAACCCAGACGAGACCAUCCCAGCUCAGUACCAGACCGUCAAGACAACGGACUCGGAAACAGACGAGACUUGCGUUUGAUAAAAACCAUUUUUGCUCCUUCUGUGUGAUUCAGUCUUUUUAAAGUUACUCUCCGAGACUCCCCUAUAAUAUGUUUGAGUUUUACCCGCAAAAAAUUGUUUAAAGCUUGCUUUGUUCUAAAAGUUAUUCACUUUUAUGAUUAGAGACAUCGAGCGGCAAAAAAACUUCACCCACGUUUUGUUAUGCUAAGUACUUUACAAAUAUGCGUACGUUUCUACAAUAAUUCACGCAUAUAUUUUAUGAGCGCAAAAGGAAAGCAUUAUAAAAGUUAUUCAGGGCGGGUGAACACCCUGAAAACGUCCAAACAGAAUUUUCUUUUAACAUACAACACGCAUUGAAAAUUCAAUGGAAGAAACAAGUCGAAUUAUGUUGCACACGGAUGGAGCAACUUUGUAAAAGUUAAUGCAUAGGCCUACAUGAGGAGCAUCUUAUGGAAAUUCAUUUAAUAAAUCGUUUGUUACUGUUGUUGUUUUUCAAAAAGCUAGAAUAAUUUCGUCAUUACAAUGCUACCUUUCAGUCUGCAUGUGUUUAGAUUUGAUGUGCAAUUUAUUUCGAAACUUUUGAGAAGUAUUUUAUAAGUGCAAGAAAAAGCCAGACAGAUGUGCAUGCGUAAAAUGGAAGCCUUGUGUGAAAGAGCUUGGUAGAUUUAGUAAGAUAUACCUUCAAGAAAAUGAUACGAGUGUAGUGUACAAUAUUUAUGAUUAUGAACAAUGGGGUAUGAUUUCAAAGACGGAUUUCUUAAAUCGAUCGACUCGAAUAACUAGGCGGGUAUGCCAGGCGGUAUGCCAGGCAGUACAGCGUGGGAAAGGGCCGGCCAUGUGAGUCAAGUUACGGGUUUUUGGCCCCCC
This is a messenger RNA of Patiria miniata (bat star), 6325 nucleotides long. RefSeq names its product neurexin-4-like. Gene Ontology annotation, cellular component: extracellular region. Lineage: Eukaryota; Metazoa; Echinodermata; Asteroidea; Valvatida; Asterinidae. Gene Ontology annotation, molecular function: calcium ion binding; peptidase inhibitor activity. The record is from RefSeq and is a predicted model, not a curated record. The transcript is spliced from 34 exons. Bases 66 to 5477 code for a protein of 1803 amino acids.